Messenger RNA from Impatiens glandulifera, 5564 nucleotides. RefSeq lists its product as uncharacterized. Gene Ontology annotation, biological process: protein deubiquitination. The coding region runs from base 162 to 5063 and encodes 1633 amino acids. The transcript is spliced from 17 exons. Gene Ontology annotation, molecular function: cysteine-type deubiquitinase activity. Lineage: Eukaryota; Viridiplantae; Streptophyta; Magnoliopsida; Ericales; Balsaminaceae. The record is from RefSeq and is a predicted model, not a curated record.
UCCGUUUCUCUCUCUUUCUCUCUCUUGAAAGAGAGAGUACAUCUCCGAUCGAUUAACUCCGCCGUCUACUGUUCUUGAGGUUUCAAGCUCAAUCUCGCACUUUCAUCUUCAAGGAUUAUCAUUCGCAUGUUUGAUUUCAACUGUAGAAAAUUAAUGCGCUGAUGGUGAACAAGAAGCGAAACGCCGCUUCUCGUUCCAAAGCCACACCAUCGCCGGUGGCUACGAGGAGUGGCGCUUCAGUAGCCGAUGGUCUCGUUCUCAGUCCAACCGACGCCGAGCAAAACCUAAAUCCGGAUUCCACCAUUGUUCUUCUGAAUACACGGCCAGGCAAGAUCGAAUCUUCGUUGGUUGAAUCGGAUGCUUCUUCUUACUCUGCAGUUAAGUUAGAAUGUGAGAAAGCACUGACGGCACUCCGUCGUGGAAACUACACAAAAGCCCUAAGGAUUACUAAGGAUUUGUGUAUCCGAUAUGAAAACACUUGUCACUCUUCGCUGAUUCAUCGUGUUCAAGGGACUGUUUGUGUUAAAGUUGCUUCGAUCAUCGAUGAUUCCAAUACGAAACAGCGUCAUUUGAAGAAUGCAAUUGAGUCUGCAAGGAAAGCAGUUUCGUUAUCGCAGAAUUCUAUUGAGUUUUCUCAUUUUUAUGCUAACUUGCUGUAUGAGGUUGCUAAUGAUGGAAAGGAGUACGAGGAGGUUGUGCAAGAGUGUGAAAGGGGAUUGGCAAUUGAGAAUCCAAUUGAUCCGGCUAAAGAGAGUUUGCAGGAUGAGGGCCAACAUAAACAAUCCACCUCCGAUUCACGUAUUACCCAUGUGCAGAGUGAGCUUAGGUCACUUAUUCAGAAAUCAAACAUAGCUUCGAUUUCCAAUUGGAUGAAAAACCUUGGGAAUGGAGAAGAUAAGUUCAGGUUCAUUCCAAUAAGAAGGGUAUCAGAAGAUCCAAUGGAGGUUAGACUGGUGCCAGCCAGACGACCUAACGAAAUUAAGAAGGCAACAAAGACGCCUGAAGAAAGAAGGAAGGAGAUUGAAGUCCGUGUUGCAGCUGCAAGACUUCUUCAACAAAAGUCAGAGUCUCCUCAGUUUCACAAUGAUGAAAGCAAGGGAACGGAUUCAUCAUCUGGGUUCAAUCAGAGGUCAGGGGAGCGUCGCAAGUCUUCAAUUAUAAAGAAGAGUGUUUCUUCGUCAGAGAGAAAGGAUGGGGUAAGGUCAUAUUGGAAUUCCAUGGGAUUAGAUAUGAAAAAAGAUCUACUCAGAGUUAGGAUUCCAGAUCUGAAGGCUUUUAACAGUUCAUCAAAGGAUAAUUCUGGUUGUGAUAUCAUAUGUGAAGCUAUUGCAUAUGCUGAAGGCAGUAGGACAUGGAGCUUUUGGAUGUGCUGCCGCUGCACUGAAAAGUUCUCAAAUCCUGAAUCACAUGCGCAACAUGUUGUUCAGGAACACUUAGGGAAUCUUAUGCCCAAGAUGCAGUCAGUUAUACCCGCCAAUGUUGAUAAUGAGUGGAUUGAGAUGCUCCUUAACUGUUCUUGGAAACCAUUAGAUGCUAAUGCUGCAUCUAAGAUGGUUGAUAACUGCUCUGCUGAAAUUGUUGAUGAAUCAUUGCCAAAAAUUGACACACAAGGGCAUAAGGAUAGCCAGAUCAAUGACUACUGUUUGGAUGAAGCUUGGAUAUCAUCCCCUCCGAGAAAAACAAAUGGAGAUAGUUGCAAUAGUAAUAUUGACGAUGAUGAUAAAAUCCAUGAUUCAAGUCUUUGCUUCAGAGGAAAUGCUAGGAAUCAGGGGUUCAAAGCUUUCCCCCUUUCCCACAACUGGCCAUUAUCUGAUGAUUCUGAACGUGGUAAACUUCUUGAGAAGAUUGCCUCUCAAUUCCAGGUUCUUAUUAAGCAUAAAUGCCUUGCUGCAAGUCAUUUGACCAAGAUAAUACAAUUUGCAGUAGAGGAGCUGCAGAAUCUGGCAUCUGGUUCUCUGCUUCUGAACUAUGGUGUUGGCCAGACACCCAAUUGCAUGUGCUUUCUGGGAGCUUCUGAGCUUAAGAAACUCUUUAAAUUUUUGCAAGAGUUGUCUCAUUCAUGUGGAGUAGGUAGGUAUCCUGAAAAGAAUAACGGUCUUGAUGAUUUAAGCAGCUGCACUCAGGCUGCUGAAAUCUUGGAAAAGGUGACUCUUAGUGAAGAUUCAUCAUGUCUUCAGUUGUAUGAGCAUUUCUUGCCUUGCAAAGGGAUUUCGACCUCCAGCAUUGAUGCUUUGUCAGAUAAUGUAGCUUUUCUUGACAGUAACUGGGAAGAUCAGGUUUCACUUGAUGACGAUGCUUUGCUAUCAUGGAUCUUUGUAGGUCCCACAAGUAGCGAACAGUUAGCUUCAUGGACACACAUGAAGAAAGAGAAAGUGCAGCAAGGAACAGAAAUCUUCGAAACACUUGAAAAAGAGUUUUACCAUCUACAGAGCAUGUGUGAGAGGAAGUGUGAGCAUUUGAGCUAUGAUGAAGCAUUGCAGGCUGUUGAGCAUCUUUGUCUUGAAGAAGUAAAGAGAAGGGAGCAUGAUAAAGAAUUUGAGCGUCAAAGCUAUGAAUUUAUAUUAAGGAAGCGUCUAGAUGAGCUUAAUGAGUUUGACAAUGAUGCCAUAUCUGCUGUAUCUAGGGGCAGUAGGUUUGAGCUAGACGCUCUAGCAAACAUUCUGAAAGAAGUAGACAAUAUGAAUGCUAAUCAGUUUGGAUUUGAGGAGACAUAUGGUAGUGCAACAUCUCAUCUAUGUGACUUGGAAUCUGGUGAAGAUGAUGGCUGGAGGACAAAGGACUAUUCACAUCAGACGGAUUCAUGCAUAGAAGUGGCAAUUCAGAGGCAGAAAGAUCAGGUGUCCACAGAGCUCAACAAACUUGAUGCCAAAAUCUUGCGUAAUGUUAAUGAGAUGCAGCAGUUGGAGGUCAAGCUUGAGCCCGCAUCUUCCCAUGAUUACCGAUCAGUACUGGUUCCUCUUGUGAAAUCUUAUCUACGGGCUCACUUGGAAGAUAUGGCUGAAAAAGAUGCCACUGAGAAGUCUGAUGCUGCUAGAGAAGCAUUUUUGGCUGAACUUGACAAGGACUCAAAAAGAGGUUCUGAUGUACAUGAUAAGAUAAAGGAUAAAAAGAGAAACAAGGAACAUAGAAAAGCCAAGGAGACAAAGGCUGCAACUAGUAAUGAGCCUAUACAAUACCCUGAUGCUGAGGAGAUGGUUGAACACAUAAGUUCUGAACCAGAUAUGAUUAAUGAACUCCUAAAAAAAGAAGAAGAGGAUUCUAAGCGGAGAAUUGAGCUUGAAGCUGAAGAAAGAAAACUUGAGGAAACUCUACAAUAUCAAAGACGAAUAGAAGACGAGGCUAAGCAGAAACACCUUGCAAGACAGCACAAGAACAUUAACAAAAUUGUAUCAGGAACACUUGCUGGUGAUGAUUGCAUGGUUGACCCAUUAAGUAAGCAGGAGGAAUUGAUCCAGGAAAAUGGAAUUCCAGAUGAUUUCAUUCAUAUCUCUAAGAACUCUGUAGAUAGGACCUUGCAGAGGAUAGGUGGUACCCAAAGUCACCUUCAUACAAAGGCUAAGCAAGAUAUGUCAGUGGAAAUGAUUGAUAACAAUGACAGUUUCCUUCGUCCAAAUGCCAAACAAGUCUUGUCCAAUGGUGAGAUUUCAGAGUCUGGUAUUUCACAUUCUGAUCAGCGGAUUGGAAGAAGAGGUAGGCGCCACAAGAACUCAGCAAAGUUGGCUGACACACGGUCUCAAGAAUUGUCAUCCGACAAAGAGAACAUUGAAGUUGCACUGGGUCGAACUAUUGAUAGUCGACAUUGUAAUGGAGAUCUUGCUUCUAUGGGAGACAGUGGAUCAAAAACUUUGAGACAACUAAAAGCUGAGGAAGAUGAUGAAGAGCGAUUCCAAGCUGAUCUUAAAAGAGCUGUACGCCAAAGCCUUGAUGUAUUUCAUUCCAACCAAAAGUUGCCCUUGGCAGACAGUUCAAGAAUGUUCCGGAACAAAUUGUCAUCAAAGGUGGAGGACACGGAUGUUUCAUCUAAGGAUGCUCCAAGUGGUGGGACUGAUGUUUAUGGUGCAGGUCUGAAGAAUGAAGUUGGAGAAUAUAAUUGUUUUCUAAAUGUGAUCAUACAGUCAUUGUGGCAUCUAAGACUGUUUCGAGACGAAUUCUUGAGGCAAUCUACAUCAGGGCAUAUUCAUGUAGGAGAUCCAUGUGUUACUUGUGCACUAUACGAUAUAUUCCUUGCUUUGAGUAGGGCAUCCACAGAAAUGAAAAGAGACGCUAUUGCCCCUACUUCUCUAAGGACCGGUCUUAGCAAUCUGUAUCCAGAAAGUAACUUUUUCCAGGAGGCUCAGAUGAACGACGCUUCAGAAGUUUUGGGAGUGAUUUUCAAUUGUCUUCAUCAAUCAUUUACACCUGCUUUGAGCAUUUCUGAUGCUGACUCAACAGAUAGAAAUGGGGAAGGAUCUUGGGAUUGCACAAAUUCUGCUUGUAUAGCUCAUUCUAUUUUUGGGAUGAACAUCUUUGAAAGGAUGAAUUGUUACAAUUGUGGUUUAGAAUCCCGACGAAUGAAGUAUACAUCUUUCUUCCAUAACAUUAAUGCCAGUGCUCUUCGAACAAUGAAGGUGAUGUGUGCUGAAAGCUCUUUCGAUGAGCUAUUAAACUUGGUUGAGAUGAAUCAUCAACUAGCUUGUGAUCCAGAUGUGGGUGGCUGUGGAAAGCUCAACCACAUUCAUCAUAUCCUUUCUUCUUCACCACAUGUUUUUAUAACAGUAUUAGGAUGGCAGAAUACUUGUGAGGGUGUUGAAGACAUUACAGCAACUUUGUCUGCCCUGGCUACUGAAAUGGAUGUAGGCAUUCCUUACCGUGGUCUUGAUCCAAAAACCAAACAUUGCUUGGUUUCAGUGGUUUGCUAUUAUGGACAACAUUACCAUUGCUUCGCAUACAGUCAUGAACACGAGCAAUGGGUGAUGUAUGAUGAUAAAACAGUCAAGGUAAUCGGCAGUUGGGAUGACGUAUUGAUAAUGUGCGAGAAAGGACAUUUGCAGCCCCAGGUUCUUUUCUUUGAAGGUGUAAACUAGUAUUCUUCAGAUGAUGAUGAUGAUAUAUCAAAUUUCAGCUAGAAAAGAGAUAGAGAGACUUUAUUGAUAAUCCAAUCUUUCAAGCAUACUCGUUUAAGAUGUGUCACAUAGAGAGAUUUUGUUACCAACCAAGCCCACAACUGUCGUAUAUAAACCGGAGAGAGGGGGGGGGGAGGCGUCUAUUUUUGUUUUACUUUUUAUUAUUUUGGUCAAAAGAAGUUUUGGUAGGAGCAGAAGAGAAUCUUGAACAGAGAAUGAAGUUUGUUUUAGGAAUGGAAGAAGAAGGAAAAAGCAAAAGUAUUGAAAGAAGCUAAAACUAAUAAUUAUUGGAAUGAUUGAACAAUAAGAUCUCUUUAAACUUGAAAGAUAUUAUUAGUUGUUGUAGUAGACAGGGAUUAUUAAUCGUUAAGGUUUGUUCUUCGUUGUUGUCGAUAGCUUUGUAUAGGCUGUUGCAUUCAUGGAACACAGUACUGUUAUAUGUUUUAGCUUUGUUGCUUCUCA